AACCCAACACAGGAUAGUUAAGAACCAUCGGUACAUCAUCCAAUUGGAGAGACUGAGAGAGAGAGAUGGAGGAUGUGGAGAAGGUGAAAGCAGAGGCACUGCAAAUGAUGGGAGUAUUCCAAGUGCUACCAAGGCUCGUUGUUUUCGAUCUUGAUUACACUCUUUGGCCUUUCUACUGUGAGUGCCGCUCCAAGCGGGACACACCUUCUUUGUACCCUCAUGUCAAAGGCAUCAUGUAUGCGCUCAAAGGUGAGGGGAUUGAUGUUGCCAUUGCUUCUAAAUCACCAACUCCUGACAUAGCAACAACGUUUCUUGACAAACUCAGCAUCAGCUCAAUGUUUGUUACCAAGGAAAUAUUUUACAGCUGGCAAAACAAAACAGAUCAUUUUCAGAAAAUCCAUUCAAGCACUGGGGUGCCCUUUAAAUCAAUGCUCUUCUUUGAUGAUGAUGAUAAUAACAUUCAAGGGGUAACAGAGAUGUCUCAAAAAUGGGAGUAACAAGCAUUUUGGUCAGGAAUGGGGUAAACCUUGGAGUCUAUAAAGAAGGCCUUACAAAAUUUUCUCUAAAGUGGGAUGCAUCAAAGGACAAGCAGGGAAGGCGUAAGUAACACUCUCAGGAACGCAGAUACUUCGAACACGAUGAUGCAUGAAAUUGAAUAUCCAAAUAAGUUUCCCUAUCUGCAUUUAUAUAGAACCACAUGAACUGAAUGUAUACCUUGAAGCAUUUUUAAUAUAAAACGUAGAUGUAUAUCUUGUUGAAUGAAAAUCUCAUAAUGCUAGACAUUAAAAAUUUGAGUAUUUAGAUUUCAACCAAGUAAAAACAA
Molecule: messenger RNA, 823 nt
Organism: Lotus japonicus
Lineage: Eukaryota; Viridiplantae; Streptophyta; Magnoliopsida; Fabales; Fabaceae
Exons: 4
Coding region: 66-497 (143 amino acids)
Molecular function (GO): acid phosphatase activity
Source: RefSeq, a predicted model, not a curated record